UCAGAAGCGUGAGACUGGGACGUGCGAGCAUUAGCUCCGGCAGGUGAUUCAAUCGAAUAAGCAGCCACAACGUGCCCCAUGGCUCUGCGCUGGGCUCCUCCACUGCUCCUCACCCUGGCUCUCCAUCAAGGUAUAACUAUACCUUUGAUUUAUCAGAAAAAUGGUAUAUUGGUCAGGACGAAAGGUGAUCCCAUUGAUCUUGAAUGCAAGGACUGGUCUAAAGUGCAAUGGGUAACUCCACUGAGUGCGAAGAAGAACAUUGCUCGGAAUAGAGUCAACAUCAAGACAGCGGAGCCAAGACAUACCGGCCAAUACACAUGUGUUAAUCCCACGUCUUUUGAGAACCGCUCUCUGUACUUGUUUGUGGAAGACUCCAAGAAUUUGUUUCUGAAUCCAACAUCGUGGCAGAAGUUCGUUAGUGGAAAUGAAGGAGCUGAGGCACUUAUACCUUGUCGAGUAACAUCUCCUACCAUUAAAGACCUCAGGCUGGAGAAAAGUAGGGGGGCCACAAUGCCCCAAAACUUGUCCUAUACAGCUGACAUCUACACAGGGAUAAGCGUCAAAAAUCUGAAAAGGAGUUUUGAUGGAUAUUAUGUGUGCACUGCCAUAAAGGAUGGAACAAUGAAGAAAUCAAAAGAAUUUAAAUUGCAGAUAGUACCAGUACCCAAAAGUCCACCAGAAAUCACUUUGGAAGUCAACAAGAAGUUGCUGAAGGAAGGAGAAAAGUUUCAAAUGUCUUGCAUGAUAAAAAAUGUAAACCAUGCAUUCAGUGUGAAAUGGGACCAUCCGCAAAGUCCACUGCUGACCACCAGCCUUAGAAGACUUGUGGAGCUCACAUCCAUUGCUAGCCCAACUCUUGAGAGCAAAGUCUACCUGGGACCUACAAAAACACGGUCAUCCCAAAACUUUCCAAAACACUAUCAAAGCACAGAGGAAUUGACGAUUGAUUCAGUGAACGUGAAUGACACUGGAAACUUCACCUGCUUUGCGUGGAAUGGGUUUGGCAAGUCAAGUGCUUCAGUAUUCCUGCAAGUUGUAGCUGAAGGAUAUGUAAAGUUUUCAACUCCAGAGAACAAUACUGUUCAUGUGGAUCUUGGGGAAAAUCUAGUGUUAAAUGUGGAGUUUGAUGCCUACCCUGCGCCUAAUCAACAGUACUGGAUUCACACGGAAGAGAUAUUACUUAACACAUCUGAUCACUACAUGAAAUCUACUGAAAGUGGGAACAGAUACAUUGGUGAACUUCAUCUGGUCCGAGUAAAGGGAACAGAAGGUGGAAUUUACACAUUCUUUGCUUCGAAUUCUGAUUCCAACUCAUCGGUUUCAUUCGAUGUAUACAUAAAUAGCCGACCAGAGAUUAUUGUUCUUGAAGAAUACAGGCCAGCUAAAAUUCGAUGUGUAGCAGUCGGAUACCCAGAUCCAAAAAUAAGAUGGAUUCACUGUGCUGGACAACAGAAACGGUGCUCUGAGACAGCCAUAGCACCAGCAGAAGAACACUGGACAAACAGGAUAAUCGGCCAGCCCAGCUUUGGUAGGGUUGAAGUAGAAAGCAUUCUUAACACCAAAGAACUGAAGAGCAACAUUACCGUAGAGUGUCUGGCAUACAACAGUGUGGGCAAGAAUCACGCGAUUUAUCUGAUAAAAGGAGAAAUUAUGAAGACUCAUCAUCUCUUUACUCCACUCUUGUCCCUGUUUGCUGCAGCAGCAGGCAUACUGUGUGUGAUAUUAGUUAUUCUGUUUUACAAAUAUCAACAGAAACCCAGGUACCAGAUUCAGUGGAAGGUAGUUGACGGAAUCCAUGGGAAUAACUACACAUACAUCGACCCGACCCAGUUACCGUAUGAUGAUAAAUGGGAAUUCCCCAGGGAUAAGCUGCGUUUUGGUAAGACCCUUGGUGCUGGAGCCUUUGGGAAGGUCGUGGAGGCUGCAGCUUAUGGAUUGAGCAAGGCUGACUCCACUCUAACAGUUGCAGUAAAGAUGCUUAAACCAAGUGCUCACUCCACAGAGAAGGAAGCUCUGAUGUCUGAACUGAAAGUAUUGAGCCAUCUGGGGCAGCAUAUCAACAUUGUCAACCUGCUGGGAGCAUGCACUGUGGGAGGUCCAGUUCUGGUAAUCACUGAAUACUGCUGCUUUGGUGACCUUCUGAACUUUCUGAGGAGGAAGCGAGACUCAUUUAUUUGGCCAGAAACUAGAGAACAGGAUCUGGAGAAGACACAAUAUAAGAAUAUUCUGAAUCUGAGGGAUCCCGCGAACAAUAGUUCUGGAUCAUAUAUGGAAAUGAGACCAAGUAAAACAGCAGUUCCUCAGAUUACCCAGGACAGAAAAAGACUGCCAAGCAAGGAAUCCUUCAAUGAUAAGGAAAACAACAAUGAUGACACAGAAGACUACAACCUGGCCCUUGAGGUUGAAGAUCUUCUCAUCUUUUCCUACCAGGUGGCAAAAGGAAUGAGCUUCCUCUCCUCCAAAAAUUGCAUUCACAGAGACUUGGCGGCAAGAAAUAUUCUUCUGACGAAUGGACAGAUUGCAAAAAUAUGUGAUUUUGGGCUGGCAAGAGACAUUAGGAAUGAUUCCAACUACGUGGUGAAAGGCAAUGCUCGUCUUCCUGUGAAAUGGAUGGCCCCAGAGAGUAUUUUUGACUGUGUCUAUACAUUUGAGAGUGACGUCUGGUCCUAUGGUAUUUUGUUGUGGGAGAUUUUCUCAUUAGGGGGCAGCCCUUACCCUGGCAUUCCUGUGGACAACAAGUUCUACAAGAUGAUUAAGGAAGGUUAUAGAAUGCUGAGUCCUGAACUUGCAUCUGCUGAACUGUAUGAAGUCAUGAAAGCUUGCUGGGAUUCCGAUGCUUUAAGAAGACCUACAUUUGAACAAAUAGUGGAGAUGAUUGAAGAGCAGCUCUCAGACGCCUCAAAACAUAGGUAUUCCAACCUGGAGUCAAAUUUCACCACGAGGCUUAAGUUCUCCAGCCAUUCCUCGCGUCUUAAUUCAGCUGGCAGCAGCAAUGCAUCCGACCAACCGCUACUCAUUAAUGAUGACGUCUUCUUCGAAGAUGAAAACAAACAAAUGAGAAUUUAACCUGUCCAAAGUGCACAUGCCCUGCUGAGACUAAUAUACAGAAAAAAAUGACUGAGUGGAUAUUUUAUUAACAUUUUUUUAUAAUUCAUGUUGGAAUCAUAAAGCUACUUGGAAUCUACUAUACUGUAGUCCUCCGUGGCCAAGUUAAAUGCAUCAGAAUGAUUGUUCACUGCAAGACUGCUUGAGGGCUGCUUUGCAAACAUGUCAUGCAGCCUGACAUUUAAAAAAUAUGCAGUUUGUCAUUUUGUUUUGAAUUAUAUACAAUUGCGUUUAUCACUUAUUUUGCUGCAAUGCUUACAUCAGAUCACUAUCAUGCUGAACUAGCUAA
Molecule: messenger RNA, 3394 nt
Organism: Amblyraja radiata (thorny skate)
Lineage: Eukaryota; Metazoa; Chordata; Chondrichthyes; Rajiformes; Rajidae
Gene: kita
Product: KIT proto-oncogene, receptor tyrosine kinase a
Exons: 22
Coding region: 79-3066 (995 amino acids)
Biological process (GO): positive regulation of receptor signaling pathway via JAK-STAT; protein phosphorylation; multicellular organism development
Cellular component (GO): signaling receptor complex; plasma membrane
Molecular function (GO): growth factor binding; transmembrane receptor protein tyrosine kinase activity; ATP binding
Source: RefSeq, a predicted model, not a curated record